AUGGCAAAGAAAAAGGGAACCGAUAUAAAUGAACUGAAGCAAGAAGUUCGCAUGGAUGAACAUUUGGUCUCAUUGGAAGAAUUGGUGCUACGCUAUGAAACCAAUUUAGAAAAUGGUUUAACAUCAACGAAAGCGGCUCAAAUUUUGGCUCGAGAUGGACCAAAUGCAUUAUCGCCUCCAAAAACUACUCCCGAAUGGUUAAAAUUCUGUAAAAAUCUCUUCGGUGGUUUCGCUUUAUUAUUAUGGAUUGGAGCCAUCCUGUGUUAUAUAGCAUAUUCAGUGGAUUAUUUCACCAUGGAGUAUCCAUCCAAAGAUAACCUUUAUCUCGGUAUAGUGUUGAUGAGCGUUGUCAUUAUCACUGGCUGUUUCCAGUAUUAUCAAGAAAGCAAAAGUUCGAAGAUCAUGGAAUCUUUCAAGAAUUUAGUACCCACUUAUGCACUUGUCCAUCGCGACGGAGAAAAGCGUCAGAUUCAAACUGAACAACUUGUUGUUGGUGACAUAGUUGAAGUUAAAGGUGGUGAUCGGGUACCUGCGGAUCUUCGAAUUAUUACGGCAUUCGGUUUCAAAGUCGAUAACUCUUCUCUGACUGGCGAAUCUGAACCGCAAUCUCGUUCGCCAGAAUGCACCAAUGAAAAUCCUUUAGAAACGAAAAAUAUCGCAUUUUUCUCCACCCAUGCUGUCGAGGGAGCAUGUAAAGGACUUGUGAUCUACACUGGCGAUAGAACGGUUAUGGGUCGAAUCGCUCAUUUGGCAUCAGGGCUUGAUACUGGAAAAACUCCUAUUGCUCGCGAAAUAGAACAUUUCAUCCAUAUUAUCACAUCAGUCGCUGUUUUUCUUGGUGUCACAUUCUUUAUUAUAGCAUUCGUCUUGGGAUAUCACUGGCUGACUGCUGUUGUAUUCCUUAUCGGUAUAAUCGUCGCUAAUGUACCUGAAGGUUUAAUAGCUACAGUAACUGUUUGCUUGACUUUGACCGCCAAGCGAAUGGCAUCAAAGAAUUGCUUAGUGAAAAAUCUCGAGGCCGUCGAAACCCUUGGUUCAACAUCUACGAUUUGCUCUGAUAAAACAGGAACUUUAACUCAGAAUCGAAUGACAGUUGCUCAUAUGUGGUAUGAUUUGAACAUCGAAGAAUGUGACACUACUGAAAACCAGUCUGGUGUUCAGCAGAAUAUGGUUCGAGGCAGUACACUGGCAUCACUCACUCGCAUUUCUGCACUUUGUAAUCGUGCUGAAUUUAAGCCAGGCCAAGAAGAUAUUCCCAUUUUACGGCGAGAAUGCACUGGUGAUGCAUCAGAAAUCGCUUUGCUCAAAUAUAGUGAACUAACCAUUGGCAAUAUUUCAUCAUAUAGAGCACGCAAUCCGAAGCUUGCUGAAAUUCCUUUUAAUUCUACUAAUAAAUUUCAGGUUUCUAUACAUGAAACCGACGAUGGAAAUGAUGAUUAUUUGCUGGUGAUGAAAGGUGCACCAGAGCGUAUUCUUGAUCGAUGUACGACUAUAUUAAUUAAAGGCAAAGAAGUUCCUCUUGAUACCAAAUUAAAAGCGCAUUUUAAUGAUGCAUAUCUCACGUUAGGUGGUAUGGGCGAGCGUGUACUUGGAUUCUGUGAGCUUCGUUUAGAUCACAACAAAUAUCCGAAAGACUAUGCUUUUGAUACGGAAGAGGUGAAUUUCCCAAUCGAUUCCCUUUGCUUUGUUGGUUUAGUGUCUAUGAUCGAUCCUCCUCGUGCUGCUGUACCUGACGCUGUUGCUAAAUGUCGUUCUGCUGGUAUUAAAGUUGUCAUGGUUACCGGGGACCACCCAAUCACAGCAAAAGCAAUUGCGAAAUCUGUUGGCAUAAUUUCAGAAGGGACAGAAACUGUUGAAGAUAUCGCCAUUAGAAAGAACUGUACUGUUGAGGAGGUUGAUCCUCGUGAAGCGAAGGCAGCUGUCAUUCAUGGUUCGGAUCUUCGGGAAAUGACAGAUGAACAAUUAGCAGAUGUUAUCAAAAACCAUUCUGAAAUUGUAUUCGCACGUACUUCUCCUCAGCAAAAACUCAUGAUCGUUGAAGGUUUUCAGCGUCAAGGACAAAUUGUUGCUGUUACUGGUGACGGUGUUAACGAUUCACCAGCAUUGAAGCGUGCAGAUAUUGGCGUCGCCAUGGGUAUUGCUGGUUCUGAUGUAUCAAAACAGGCUGCUGAUAUGAUCCUCUUGGACGAUAAUUUUGCUUCGAUUGUCGUCGGCGUUGAAGAAGGACGUCUUAUAUUCGAUAAUCUUAAGAAGUCUAUCGCAUAUACACUGACUUCAAAUAUCCCAGAGAUUACUCCUUUUUUGGUGUACAUUCUUCUUGGUAUUCCUCUUCCUUUAGGAACAGUAACCAUUCUUUGUAUUGACUUGGGUACUGAUAUGGUUCCUGCUAUAUCACUUGCAUACGAAGAAGCUGAGUCAGAUAUAAUGAAGCGUGCUCCUCGUGAUCCUCAGCGAGACAAACUUGUGAAUGAUCGGCUUAUUUCUCUAGCCUAUGGACAAAUUGGAUUUAUUCAAGCUUCGGCUGGAUUUUUUUCAUAUUUCUUCAUUAUGGCUGAAUGUGGUUUCCUUCCAUCGAAGCUAAUCGGAUUGCGAGCAGAAUGGGAUUCUCGUGCAUAUAAUUCGGUUGAAGAUUCCUAUGGGCAACAAUGGCCAUACUCUAACCGAAAAAUACUGGAAUAUACGUGUCAAACGGCUUAUUUUGUUUCAAUCGUCAUCGUUCAAUGGGCUGAUUUGAUUAUCUCAAAAACUCGCCGUAAUUCUCUCGUACAACAAGGAAUGAAUAAUUGGACUCUUAAUUUUGGUCUGGUUUUCGAAACUGCACUUGCCGCAUUUAUGUGCUAUUGUCCUGGCCUAGAUAAAGGUCUUCGGAUGUAUGGUCUCAGAUUUUCUUGGUGGUUCCCAGCUUUGCCAUUUUCGAUUUUGAUCUUUGUCUAUGAUGAAGCACGCAGAUAUCUCAUUCGUCGUUAUCCUGGUGGAUGGGUUGAGCGUGAAACUUAUUAUUAA
Messenger RNA from Dracunculus medinensis (Guinea worm), 3003 nucleotides. The record is from the annotation of a GenBank genome assembly. NCBI's taxonomy places the organism in Eukaryota, Metazoa, Nematoda, Chromadorea, Rhabditida, Dracunculidae.